AUGGCUUCCAAGAAGAAGUGGGCAGAGCGGAGGGAGCUGCGGAGGGAUCGGCCGUUCUCCACCCGGGAUGAUUCAUCUGUUGCGUCCGGGACAUCUGGGCCGGGGCGCCCCACCACCAGGGGGCGUUUCUCAGAGUCAUGGAAGAGGCUCAGCUCCAGAGGGGGGUCCACGAAGAGGGGGGUGCUCAACUCUCAGCAGCCACCGGCACAGAAAUCGUGGAUAGAAAGAGCAUUCAGCAAGAGAGAAUGUGUUCAUAUCAUAGUGAGCGCCAAAGACCCCCAUAGGUGCUGUUGUGGUCGUCUGAUAGGUCAGCAUGUGGGCCUGCCCCCAGGCAUCCCAUCCAGUCAAAAUGACAAGGCAGAGCGUUUGGCCAAAAAUGACAGCCUGUCGGAGAAGUGGUCAAUCAGCAAACACACACAGCUCAGCCCCACUGAUGCCUUCGGCACCAUUGAGUUCCAGGGAGGAGGACACUCCAACAAAGCCAUGUAUGUGCGAGUAUCUUAUGACACCAAGCCUGACCUGCUGCUCCACCUGAUGACCAAGGAGUGGCAGCUGGAUCUGCCAAAGCUGCUCAUAUCAGUCCACGGGGGCCUGCAGAACUUUGAAUUACAGCCCAAACUCAAGCAGGUCUUUGGCAAAGGGCUCAUCAAAGCUGCCAUGACAACAGGAGCGUGGAUCUUUACAGGAGGGGUCAACACAGGGGUGAUUCGCCAUGUGGGGGAUGCACUGAAAGACCAUGCCUCUAAGUCAAGGGGGAAGAUCUGCACGAUUGGGAUAGCUCCAUGGGGUAUCGUGGAAAAUCAGGAAGAUCUUGUUGGCAAAGACGUGGUGCGUCCAUACCAGACCAUGUCCAACCCUAUGAGCAAGUUGACUGUUCUCAAUAGUCUCCACUCCCACUUCAUCUUAGCGGAUAACGGCACCACGGGAAAGUAUGGUGCUGAAGUCAAACUGCGACGUCAGCUUGAAAAGCACAUUUCCCUGCAGAAGAUCAACACACGUAUUGGUCAGGGUGUGCCAGUGGUGGCUCUGAUUGUAGAAGGAGGCCCUAAUGUGAUCUCCAUAGUGUUGGAGUACCUCAGGGACACACCUCCGGUCCCAGUGGUGGUGUGCGAUGGCAGUGGCAGAGCCUCAGACAUCUUGGCCUUUGGACACAAAUACUCUGAGGAGGGAGGCAUAAUUAACGAAUCGCUGCGAGACCAGUUGCUGGUGACCAUCCAGAAGACUUUCACCUACAGCCGCACGCAGGCUCAACAUCUGUUCAUCAUUCUCAUGGAGUGCAUGAAGAAGAAGGAGCUGAUAACAGUUUUUCGAAUGGGGUCAGAGGGUCAUCAGGACAUUGACCUUGCCAUCCUCACUGCAUUACUCAAAGGUGCCAAUGCUUCAGCUCCUGAUCAGUUGAGUCUGGCUCUGGCCUGGAACCGAGUGGACAUCGCCCGGAGUCAGAUCUUCAUCUAUGGACAACAGUGGCCUGUCGGCUCCCUGGAGCAGGCGAUGCUGGAUGCCUUAGUGCUGGACAGAGUGGACUUUGUAAAGCUGCUGAUUGAGAACGGAGUCAGUAUGCACCGUUUCCUCACCCUCUCCAGACUGGAAGAACUCUACAACACGAGACAUGGACCGUCCAACACACUGUACCAUCUUGUCAGAGAUGUCAAAAAGGGAAACCUGCCUCCAGAUUAUCGCAUCAGCCUCAUCGACAUUGGAUUGGUCAUCGAAUACCUCAUGGGCGGAGCGUAUCGUUGUAACUACACCAGGAAGAGAUUCAGAACCCUUUACCACAAUCUGUUUGGACCCAAGAGACCCAAAGCUCUGAAACUGCUGGGGAUGGAGGAUGACAUACCCAUCCGCAGAGGUCGUCAAAAAACGACACGUAAACGGGAGGAGGAGGUGGACAUCGAUUUGGAUGACCCUGAAAUCAACCACUUCCCUUUUCCCUUCCAUGAACUGAUGGUGUGGGCUGUGCUGAUGAAGCGGCAGAAGAUGGCACUGUUCUUCUGGCAGCACGGCGAAGAGGCCAUGGCCAAAGCGCUGGUAGCCUGUAAGCUGUGUAAAGCCAUGGCGCAUGAAGCGUCUGAGAAUGACAUGGUGGAUGACAUCUCCCAGGAACUGAACCACAACUCCAGAGAGUUUGGCCAGCUGGCGGUGGAACUCCUAGACCAGUCCUAUAAACAGGAUGAGCAGAUGGCCAUGAAGCUGCUGACAUACGAGCUGAAGAACUGGAGCAACGCCACCUGCCUGCAGCUGGCAGUAGCAGCUAAACACAGAGAUUUCAUCGCACACACCUGCAGUCAGAUGCUGCUGACCGACAUGUGGAUGGGACGCCUGCGCAUGCGCAAGAACUCAGGCCUGAAGGUGAUACUAGGGUUGCUUCUGCCACCAUCCAUCCUGAGUCUGGAGUUCAAGAACAAGGAUGAGAUGUCGUACAUGCCGCAGGACCAGGAGGCUUACCUGCAGGAGAAGGAGGAGGAGGAGCCUGAAAAACCAGUCAAGGAGAAGGAGGAGGAAGACAUGGAGUUCACAGUAAGAUCUUACUGUGAGGCGCAGUACAACUCCGUGGCAAUGCUGGGCAAGGUAACUACAGAGACUUCCAGGAAGAAGGAUGUCGAGGAAGUCCAGAACCGCCAUCGCCUCAUCCCCAUGGGACGAAAGAUAUACGAGUUCUACAAUGCUCCGAUUGUCAAGUUCUGGUUCCACACGAUGGCAUAUGUGGGCUACCUAAUGUUGUUCAACUACAUUGUCCUGGUUAAGAUGGAUCUGUGGCCUUCACCUCAAGAGUGGAUUGUCAUUGCUUACAUUUUCACCAACGGCAUUGAGAAGAUGAGAGAGAUCCUGAUGUCAGAACCAGGAAAGUUGUUACAGAAGGUGAAAGUGUGGCUUCAAGAGUACUGGAAUAUCACAGACCUCAUGGCCAUCCUCAUAUUCUCCGUCGGCAUGGUCCUCCGUCUCCAGGAGCCACCGCUCAUGAGCUAUGGACGAGUCAUCUACUGCGUCAACAUCAUCUAUUGGUACAUCCGACUGCUUGACAUCUUUGGAGUCAACAAAUACCUGGGUCCCUAUGUUAUGAUGAUUGGCAAGAUGAUGAUCGACAUGAUGUACUUUGUGAUCAUCAUGUUGGUGGUGCUGAUGAGUUUUGGGGUGGCGCGGCAGGCCAUCCUCAACCCUAAUGAAGACCCGUCCUGGAUGCUCGCUAGGAACAUCUUUUUCAUGCCUUAUUGGAUGAUCUACGGAGAGGUGUUUGCCGACCAGAUUGACCAUAUGCAUAGUAGGAAGUUACAGCACAGGCUGAAUGAAAAACUCUGGCUGGUCGAAAAUUACUUUCGAACUCACGGAACCUGGCGUAGUAACGGUCCAUCCCACAUGCAGUGCAGUCAAAAUCCCACCCCCUGUGGGCAGAACGUCACGACAGAGGACGGGGUGGUCACCUUACCUCCGUGUAAGACGGGUGCCUGGAUUGUCCCAGCUAUCAUGGCCUGCUAUCUGUUGGUAGCCAACAUACUGCUGGUCAACCUUCUCAUUGCCGUGUUCAAUAAUACAUUCUUCGAAGUGAAGUCCAUCUCCAACCAGGUUUGGAAGUUCCAGCGAUACCAGCUCAUCAUGACCUUCCAUGAGCGGCCAGUCCUUCCUCCACCCCUCAUCAUCUUCAGUCAUAUAACUAUGGUCCUAAAGCACUUAUGCUGUCGAUGGCGAAAGCAUGACGAUGACGAGAGGGACUAUGGACUGAAACUUUUCAUCACAGAGGAUGAGCUAAAGAAAGUCCACGACUUUGAGGAGCAAUGCAUAGAGGAAUACUUCAGAGAAAAGGACGACCACUUCCACUCGUCAAAUGAUGAGCGGAUCAGAGUCACCUCUGAAAGGGUGGAGAAUAUGGCAAUGCGUCUAGAGGAGGUCAAUGAGAGGGAACACUUCAUGAAGGCUUCAUUGCAGACUGUGGACAUUCGUCUGGCUCAAAUGGAGGAGCUGAUUGGACGAAUUGCUGUUGCUCUGGAGCGAGUGACAGGUGUUGAGCGAGGAGAGGUCAACAAAGCACGCUCCAGGACUUCAUCAGACUGCACCGACUCAGCAUACAUACUCCGCCAGGGAGAAUGCCCAGAUGCAUCAUACAUCCUCCGUCAAAGCAGCUUCAACAGCACAGAGGGAAAUGCCUACCGCCUGCAGGAGGCUCUGGAGGCAGGAGCUGAGGGCUCCAUGUCCCCCCCUUCUCCUACCGCCAUGGCUGCACGGACAAGGAGCCAUUCGUUUUAUGUUGGUGGUGGUCGCGGUGGUGGUGAACGUUCAAGUGGAGCUGAACGAGCUGAGAGCUUCUUUAAAGAGCGCUCACUUAGUCUUCACCGGGCGAACAGCUCGCAGUCAGUGUCCUCAGGUGCCGCCCCCAAGGAGUCUAAGCCCCUCCCCCUGGCGACGCUGUCGGUCUCCCAACAGCACCGUCCAUCAUCAUGCAUAGAUAUCUAUGUCUCAACUUCUGAGGAGGUGGGGCCGGCUGAGGUCUUCUUGGAUCCUCUCCGUGUGGUCCCACCGCUCCAGAGAGACUGCUCGCUGCAAUCAGAUAUCAUCGAGACGGUGCUGCCGGGAGGCCGGGACUUCAGCAGCGCUGCUACCAGCGGUUUGGGCGACAGGCACUCGGAGGGCGGUGGAUGCAGCAGUGCGACAGCUGGAGCUAUGUUUGAUGAUAGUGCAGCUGCCGAUUUGUCAUUGUGCUCAGCCCACCUCUUACCAGAUACAACCUUACCUCCUUGGGACAUGGAACCGUCUCCCCCACCCUCAGCAGGGCUGCUUGAGCGCUCUAAGAGCAGCCGCUACCUCUCUACUGCAGGCACAGGAUUCCUGGAUGAGCCUCCAUUGGUCAAGUCCCACAGCCUCAUGUUUACACCGAGAGGCUGCUAUAGUGGAAUGGGGGCAGGAGUUCAGGUAAAAGCUGCAGAGUACACCAGCAUCACUGACUGCAUUGAUACACGCUGUGUCUCAGCCCCGUACACUCCUGUUGAACGCUCAAACUCCCCUGGAUGCACUUCAUUCCCCUUUGAUAAGCCGUCAGACAUUGGUUCCUCUCACCCAGAAAGAGAGGCUGAGCUCAGUCACACAGAGUCUGACCCAGAGGACCCUGAGGACCUGCUUCCAGCCCCUGAUACGCCUCGUCUAGCAGGCCUUGGCGGGCCCAGUGGGGCCCCUCUCUGCUCCCCCUUCUCCAAGCUGGAGAGAGCAAACAGCUGCUCCUCAGAUGACUCCCAUCCUUCCCUCACGCUGGCCCCUCCGCACCGGAAGAGCCUGUCAGUGAGUGAAAGGAUGGAGAGGGGACCAGGUCUGGGGGCAGAGAGGGGGCCUGGGCCUGGGGGCCGGGGUCUGGCAGGAACCAGAAACCCUUUCCUCAGGAGCAAGCCUGGAUCACGGCCUGAAGCAUCUAAGACUGACAGCCUCUCCAUGAGGAAGCUGGCUACUCCAUCAGCUUUCCGCAGCUUUGAAAGACAAAACUACACGUGACAAGGACACUAGUCAGCACACGCACUGAUAGGAUCAAAAAGGCCAAGAGAAAGGGUGAAAGCAGGGUGAAGUUGCCUGUAGAUGCUCAUCUGAAACAGGUCUACAGUAUAUUACCUGAGUUUUAGGCUAGACAAAGUGAUAAAAGUUUGUUAGUCAGUGCUGGAGGGCAACUUUACCCUGGAUCAGAUGGGGACAGGAGGUGUAGAGGUCCUACUGUACACCAGUCAAAAACAAAGAGCUAUGAAUCUAGACUAGUUUUUACCUCCUCUUGUAGCUACGUUACUCUCAAUGGGGUGUUAUGGCAAUGGAAGGUGUAUUUUUACUGUAUGUCUUCCACCCACCACCUUUACGUCAAGUAGACAUUUGUCACUGUGUCACAUCACAUAUCAACCACGUUAGUCAUUGAAAGUAAACUGUUACUACUAGCUGCAAUAUAUGGUAGAAACUGACUAGUAUGAGAGACAGAGAGAGAAGAAAGAGAGUAGGAAGAAAAAUAGCCACCUCAUUUUGUCUAAGUAUAGGAGUCACUUAUGUCUCACAUUUUGCUUGAAUUAAUUCCUCCUCUCUGCAUAUAAUCCUGAUUCACCCUUUAAGCCUCCAACAUUAGCAGACAGAGAGAAGUAAACAUUUCUGGCUGCUUCAGAAAAGAAUCACUUGAGUUUUUGUAACCAUUUUGAACUAUUUCACCUCUUGGUUGCACUGGAAAUGAUUGCUGUAACAUGGCAACAACUUACCUCUGGAUAUAUAAAUACUCCUGUCAGAAAAAAAUCUUUAUUGUUUCUCUUUUAGAAAGAAUAUCAAGUUUGUCCACAUCACUUUUGUUCUGAUACUGUAGCAUAAUUUAUCAGCUAGAAAAUGAAAGCAGUGUUUGAAUAUAGUCCGGUCAAUCAGUCAUUACUUUAUCAUGUUUUUCACUCAUUGCUGUUAAUUGUCAGCAAUGUGCAUCUGCGGUGAUUGAGAUCGUAAAAGGUAGGUUUAAUUAGCCAUGUGAAUAGAGUGAAAGAAGCUUAUCAGGAAAAAAAAGAAAAUGUAACUGAGCUGAGUUAAGGCAUAGACAGGGCAGUCAGAGGUGGAAGUGUUUUGGAAGUGUGUAGACACUCACAUGCAUUUAUAUGUGUAUGUGUGUCUACACAUGCACCGGCACAUAAAGGUGUUUAGUAAAUCUUUACAUGUCACACAAAAAUGCAUUUAGAUUCAGUCCCAGAGAGCUUUAAUAAGUGCAUUUGCAAAAAAUGGAGACGAGGGGGCGCCAUAAACCUAGUUCAUGAAUAACACGUGAACUCAGUGUGAACCUUAGCCUGCACCUGACACCAAAAAUCAUUCCACUCAAUGGUCCUACUUGAACAAAGUAUUGCUGUCUUGUAGCCCAGCCCUCCUUCAGCUUCUGGCAGUGGCAUUGUGUUGCAUUGGUUUAACAUCCACACACUCAACUAAUGGAUCCGUCCUUCAUCUGUUCCAUAACUGUCAUUCAUUUGCUUCUUUAUUUUUUUUUAAUUGCAUUCAGAGCCACUGCAAAAGGGGACUUGAAAAGAGAGCAAUUGCCUGAAGACUAAGCCCAUUAUGAAAAGGUCAACUGAGCAUUUUCAGGUACAACCGGGAGAGGCAAUCUAUGAAUUAUUAAUAAAAAAAAUGCUUGAAAUUAAGCUGAGUAUAUGCAUUCUAGCAGAGUUAUAAGAAAGGUGUGAGUUUUAAGUGAGGAAACAUGGGGUUAUUACUGUUAAGAGACGAAAGCCAGAUCAUUCUUUUCAAAAAAAAUUCUCAUUUUUUAACCUUCUGGAAUAAGUCAAACACCCUUCUUUGAUAGCUUUGUAAAGAUAUGAUAGGCGAAAAUAUUAGAAUUCUUGCUGAUUUUUUUUAUGUUGUUUUAUAUUUCCUUAAUAUUAUAAUUCAGUUUAAUCAUGUUGCAUUUAUUUUGGGGUUGAUUCUGUUUAUUGACAUUUCUUUGCUCAUUACUGAUAAUUACAGUAAAUGCCUGUUUGAAUUAUGAAAUUAAUAUUUAUAUCUUCUCAGUGAUAUUUUUGUCAAAUUUUAAGUAUUUUCUAAUUAAGCUUUUAAAUUUAAUAAAAGAUGACCAUCUACAUGCACUAAAUGCUGAUGUAUUAUAUUAUUUAUUAAAUAUAGACUUGUCUAAUAUACUGUACAUUUCAAUCAUAUUUAAAGUAUUUAAAGUAGUUUUUAUUGUAUGUUUUAUCAAGCAGCUUAUGAGAAUUUUCUAAUGUAAUGUUGACACGGCAAUACACAUUUGCCAGUAUACCAAACUUAGGGUGCCUUCUGGGCAUGGAUGGUGUAUGUGGGAACUGAAAAGGUUUGGAAAUCUGUGAAAUUUCUCAUCUUUUUUCUGUUUUUCCUAAUCAUAGAGCCCAGACAUCAGUAAUUAUACUCAACUGACUUUUGCAUACACUCAAAGACUCUUUUUUAUGAGCAUAUGCAUCGACUUUGUCUCUUUAAACAUAUCUAAUAGACAGAGCGGGGAAAUGAUGUAAUUAGUCGACUAUCUUCACUUCUAUGGACAUUUAUUAGAAUCUAACAAAACCUAUAAAAAGUUUAAUUGAAGAAAAAAACCUACUAAAAAAAAAGUUUGCACAUGAUAUUGGAGGAAGAUGGAGAUAAAGCAUUGCCACCAAGGUGAUACUGUAGUAAAUAAUCUUCUGUUUUGCUUGAAUUGAACGAUUUGACUGUGUCACAACCUAAUCUGUCUGACAAUCCGGACCGUGCAUUUAUCUCCGAACAUAACCUACACUUUAGCCCAUUUAUUUACAACACAUUUAAAAUGCAUUGUGAGGCAGCAGUUGGGACGCUUUGGCCUGUUGAUGCUAGUAAAGGACCAGGUUUUGCAAUUUCCUCAUGAAAUGUGUAGGUUAUGGUAUGUUUUGGAGAGGUUGACCCAAGUCAGUGCUCAGGGACAACAUUACCCAGUGAUGCAAGUUUUUAGGUCGAAGCAUGGAGGGAAAAGAAAAUGAAAGAAAAAGAACAGAAUAGAAAGAUGUUUUUUCGUCAGCAGGUUUCCAAUAUAAUCACUGUGCUUUAGGAGCCUAACCACCAUCUUGUGGGAUUGUGGGGAAUCUACUGUAAAUAUAUAUAUUAUGUUUUCAGAAAUGGCAAUAUAAUAUGACUGAAUGUCUUCAUAUCUUAUUUACUUGUUCAUCCACAGGAGAAGAUGUUCUUUAUGAUUCAUACAACGGUGAUGCGUUUUGUUAGAGAGGGCUUUGGUUAUGCACAACUGUCCCUUACCCACUAAACCAAACCAAACUUUGCCUAACCAAAUAAAAACGUGCUGAGUCGUGCUCUGCUGACCUGUUGUCACACAGAGGGUUAAACAAGCAAGACUCGUACAGCUCAUCUCAGUUUUGCAUGGUUAAGUGUGAAAACAGAUGACAGUGUAGGGGUAAGUUUAGACCCUUAUAUUUGACCUACUGCACUAGGAAAUAUAAAUAUGGUAUUUUCCUUUUAUUAAUCCUUACAAUAAGGAAUAUGACAUAGCAGACAUAUUCAUGGCAUUUCUAAACUCAUGUACAUGAUUCUAUAAAUGGCUUUGUGAUACGCUGACAUGACUGUUGUGCUGAUAGCUCAGAUUAUUUGAAGGAGUGCAUGUGUGUAUGUGUGCACCAAAAAUACAUGUGAACUCAGAUAUGUAGACGGCACGUUGCCUAAAGACAGUAGGAAUGCCAACACAACCCAAUCCAACAGAAACUCAGUGUACAGUAUUUUUAAAAUAUUUUCCUAUUCUGUAGCUUAACAGUUUUGUGGAAUUAUGAACAGAUAAUGAUAAUCAGAUUCUCCUCCCUCCUAUGACGACCUGUGGCUCAUAAACUAAAGAGGAUUUCACGCACAUGUUUUUCUGCAAUAAUUGCUGGUGUUGUGCUUUUACAACUCAAAGGGACUUAUCCCCCUACGGAUCACACUUUAUUUAAUGUCCUUUAAAUGCAUGCAGUUCUUCCACUCAGAGUGUACAGAGAUGACCUGUAAAGAUGACGGAGAGAAAGAUAUAGAGAGAUUAUAAUAUGAAAUCAAAGUAGUGAGUAUUUGGAUGCAAAUACAAAUCUGUAUUCUUCAGUGUGAAUAGGAUCAUGUCUGGCAUGCAUUGUUAAAUAAACAAUUAAAUAGAUUGGUA
Sphaeramia orbicularis (orbiculate cardinalfish) is the source of this 9583-nucleotide messenger RNA. RefSeq names its product transient receptor potential cation channel, subfamily M, member 3 (gene trpm3). The coding region runs from base 1 to 5472 and encodes 1823 amino acids. Gene Ontology annotation, molecular function: monoatomic cation channel activity. Gene Ontology annotation, cellular component: plasma membrane. Lineage: Eukaryota; Metazoa; Chordata; Actinopteri; Kurtiformes; Apogonidae. Gene Ontology annotation, biological process: monoatomic cation transmembrane transport; metal ion transport; protein tetramerization. The record is from RefSeq and is a predicted model, not a curated record. The transcript is spliced from 26 exons.